This is a messenger RNA of Closterium sp. NIES-65, 9333 nucleotides long. The record is from the annotation of a GenBank genome assembly. Lineage: Eukaryota; Viridiplantae; Streptophyta; Zygnematophyceae; Desmidiales; Closteriaceae.
AUGGUGGCAAAUGGCGGGGAAAAGAAGGGACGCGAGAGAACAGCGGGGAGCGGGAACCGGAGCGAGGAGGGGGAGGAGGAUGGGAGAAACGAGCCGGAGAGGAACGAUUCGGGGGAGGUAGAGCAGGCAGGAGGGUUGGACGCGGCGUCGGGAGAGGACGAAGGUGGAGGAGGAGAGGACGGAGGGGAGGAAUACGCGGACGGGAAAGAGGCGGACGGGGAGGAAGCGGAGUACGAAAAUGCUGACGGAAAAUUAGACGGCGACGGAGGCAAGGAAGACGAGGAGGAAGAGGAAGACGGGAAGGAGGACGAUGACGAAGACGGAGACGGAGAAGAGAACGCAGAGGACGACGAGGAAGAGGAGGAGGAAGACGUAGAGGAGGAUGAGGAGGAGGAUGAGGAGGAGUGCGACGAUCAGUCGCCCGUGGAGGAGGUCGCACUGACGGUGGCGACGUUUGACGACCCGUCGCUGCCGUGCCUGACGUGGCGCGUCGUAAUCAUUGGCAGUAUCGUGUGCGCGCUGCUCGCCUUCAUCAACCAAUAUUUCUGGUUCAGGACCCAGUCCAUCAUCAUCAACCCCAUCGCUGCUAUCAUCCUAUCUCUCUACAUGGGUCGCCUCUUAGCGAGGAUAGAGCGCCGCUUCAACCCCGAUGCACUCCCCUUCAGCGUCAAGGAGCAUGUGCUGAUCGGCAUUUUCGCCAACUGCGGUUCAGCCUUUGGCAACGGCAAUGCGUAUGCCAUUGACAUCGUGACCAUCAUGAAGCAAUUCUACGACGUUGUGAGUGCCUCCUGCCCUCCUGCCCCCACGCCCUCCUGCCCCCACGCCCUCCUGCCCCCGCGCCCCCAUUACCCCAUACCUCCAUUGCAACCCACCCCCAUGUCUCUCUGCUUCCACCUCGCUUCUCUGCACUGCACCCUUCUGUGUGCAUGUUCAUGUGCCGCCACCCUUCUGUGUGCAUGUUCAUGUGCCGCCGCCCUUCUGUGUGCAUGUUCAUGUGCUGCCGCCCUUCUGUGUGCAUGUUCAUGUGCCGCCGCCCUUCUGUGUGCAUGUUCAUGUGCCGCCACCCUUCUGUGUGCAUGUUCAUGUGCCGCCACCCUUCUGUGUGCGUGUUCAUGUGCCGCCAACCUUCUGUGUGCAUGUUCAUGUGCCGCCACCCUUCUGUGUGCAUGUUCAUGUGCCGCCGCCCUUCUGUGUGCAUGUUCAUGUGCCGCCGCCCUUCUGUGUGCAUGUUCAUGUGCUGCCGCCCUUCUGUGUGCAUGUUCAUGUGCUGCCGCCCUUCUGUGUGCAUGUUCAUGUGCCGCCGCCCUUCUGUGUGCAUGUUCAUGUGCCGCCACCCUUCUGUGUGCAUGUUCAUGUGCCGCCACCCUUCUGUGUGCAUGUUCAUGUGCCGCCGCCCUUCUGUGUGCAUGUUCAUGUGCCGCCGCCCUUCUGUGUGCAUGUUCAUGUGCUGCCGCCCUUCUGUGUGCAUGUUCAUGUGCCGCCACCCUUCUGUGUGCAUGUUCAUGUGCCGCCGCCCUUCUGUGUGCAUGUUCAUGUGCUGCCGCCCUUCUGUGUGCAUGUUCAUGUGCUGCCGCCCUUCUGUGUGCAUGUUCAUGUGCCGCCACCCUUCUGUGUGCAUGUUCAUGUGCCGCCACCCUUCUGUGUGCAUGUUCAUGUGCCGCCGCCCUUCUGUGUGCAUGUUCAUGUGCCGCCGCCCUUCUGUGUGCAUGUUCAUGUGCUGCCGCCCUUCUGUGUGCAUGUUCAUGUGCUGCCGCCCUUCUGUGUGCAUGUUCAUGUGCUGCCGCCCUUCUGUGUGCAUGUUCAUGUGCUGCCGCCCUUCUGUGUGCAUGUUCAUGUGCUGCCGCCCUUCUGUGUGCAUGUUCAUGUGCCGCCGCCCUUCUGUGUGCAUGUUCAUGUGCCGCCGCCCUUCUGUGUGCAUGUUCAUGUGCUGCCGCCCUUCUGUGUGCAUGUUCAUGUGCCGCCGCCCUUCUGUGUGCAUGUUCAUGUGCUGCCGCCCUUCUGUGUGCAUGUUCAUGUGCCGCCGCCCUUCUGUGUGCAUGUUCAUGUGCCGCCGCCCUUCUGUGUGCAUGUUCAUGUGCCGCCACCCUUCUGUGUGCAUGUUCAUGUGCUGCCGCCCUUCUGUGUGCAUGUUCAUGUGCUGCCGCCCUUCUGUGUGCAUGUUCAUGUGCUGCCGCCCUUCUGUGUGCAUGUUCAUGUGCUGCCGCCCUUCUGUGUGCAUGUUCAUGUGCUGCCGCCCUUCUGUGUGCAUGUUCAUGUGCCGCCCCCCUUCUGUGUGCAUGUUCAUGUGCUGCCGCCCUUCUGUGUGCAUGUUCAUGUGCUGCCGCCCUUCUGUGUGCAUGUUCAUGUGCUGCCGCCCUUCUGUGUGCAUGUUCAUGUGCCGCCGCCCUUCUGUGUGCAUGUUCAUGUGCUGCCGCCCUUCUGUGUGCAUGUUCAUGUGCUGCCGCCCUUCUGUGUGCAUGUUCAUGUGCCGCUGCCCUUCUGUGUGCAUGUUCAUGUGCCGCCGCCCUUCUGUGUGCAUGUUCAUGUGCCGCCACCCUUCUGUGUGCAUGUUCAUGUGCUGCCGCCCUUCUGUGUGCAUGUUCAUGUGCUGCCGCCCUUCUGUGUGCAUGUUCAUGUGCUGCCGCCCUUCUGUGUGCAUGUUCAUGUGCUGCCGCCCUUCUGUGUGCAUGUUCAUGUGCCGCCGCCCUUCUGUGUGCAUGUUCAUGUGCCGCCGCCCUUCUGUGUGCAUGUUCAUGUGCCGCCACCCUUCUGUGUGCAUGUUCAUGUGCCGCCGCCCUUCUGUGUGCAUGUUCAUGUGCUGCCGCCCUUCUGUGUGCAUGUUCAUGUGCUGCCGCCCUUCUGUGUGCAUGUUCAUGUGCUGCCGCCCUUCUGUUCGCAUGUUCAUGUGCUGCCGCCCUUCUGUGUGCAUGUUCAUGUGCUGCCGCCCUUCUGUGUGCAUGUUCAUGUGCUGCCGCCCUUCUGUGUGCAUGUUCAUGUGCUGCCGCCCUUCUGUGUGCAUGUUCAUGUGCUGCCGCCCUUCUGUGUGCAUGUUCAUGUGCCGCCGCCCUUCUGUGUGCAUGUUCAUGUGCCGCCGCCCUUCUGUGUGCAUGUUCAUGUGCUGCCGCCCUUCUGUGUGCAUGUUCAUGUGCUGCCGCCCUUCUGUGUGCAUGUUCAUGUGCUGCCGCCCUUCUGUGUGCAUGUUCAUGUGCUGCCGCCCUUCUGUGUGCAUGUUCAUGUGCUGCCGCCCUUCUGUGUGCAUGUUCAUGUGCCGCCACCCUUCUGUGUGCAUGUUCAUGUGCUGCCGCCCUUCUUUGUGCAUGUUCAUGUGCUGCCGCCCUUCUGUGUGCAUGUUCAUGUGCUGCCGCCCUUCUGUGUGCAUGUUCAUGUGCCGCCGCCCUUCUGUGUGCAUGUUCAUGUGCUGCCGCCCUUCUUUGUGCAUGUUCAUGUGCUGCCGCCCGUCUGUGUGCAUGUUCAUGUGCUGCCGCCCUUCUGUGUGCAUGUUCAUGUGCUGCCGCCCUUCUGUGUGCAUGUUCAUGUGCCGCCGCCCUUCUGUGUGCAUGUUCAUGUGCUGCCGCCCUUCUGUGUGCAUGUUCAUGUGCUGCCGCCCUUCUGUGUGCAUGUUCAUGUGCUGCCGCCCUUCUGUGUGCAUGUUCAUGUGCUGCCGCCCUUCUGUGUGCAUGUUCAUGUGCUGCCGCCCUUCUGUGUGCAUGUUCAUGUGCUGCCGCCCUUCUGUGUGCAUGUUCAUGUGCUGCCGCCCUUCUGUGUGCAUGUUCAUGUGCUGCCGCCCUUCUGUGUGCAUGUUCAUGUGCUGCCGCCCUUCUGUGUGCAUGUUCAUGUGCUGCCGCCCUUCUGUGUGCAUGUUCAUGUGCUGCCGCCCUUCUGUGUGCAUGUUCAUGUGCUGCCGCCCUUCUGUGUGCAUGUUCAUGUGCUGCCGCCCUUCUGUGUGCAUGUUCAUGUGCUGCCGCCCUUCUGUGUGCAUGUUCAUGUGCUGCUGCUCUUCUGUGUGCAUGUUCAUGUGCUGCCGCCCUUCUGUGUGCAUGUUCAUGUGCUGCCGCCCUUCUGUGUGCAUGUUCAUGUGCUGCCGCCCUUCUGUGUGCAUGUUCAUGUGCUGCCGCCCUUCUGUGUGCAUGUUCAUGUGCUGCCGCCCUUCUGUGUGCAUGUUCAUGUGCUGCCGCCCUUCUGUGUGCAUGUUCAUGUGCUGCCGCCCUUCUGUGUGCAUGUUCAUGUGCUGCCGCCCUUCUGUGUGCAUGUUCAUGUGCCGCCGCCCUUCUGUGUGCAUGUUCAUGUGCUGCCGCCCUUCUUUGUGCAUGUUCAUGUGCUGCCGCCCUUCUGUGUGCAUGUUCAUGUGCUGCCGCCCUUCUGUGUGCAUGUUCAUGUGCUGCCGCCCUUCUGUGUGCAUGUUCAUGUGCCGCCGCCCUUCUGUGUGCGUGUUCAUGUGCUGCCGCCCUUCUGUGUGCAUGUUCAUGUGCUGCCGCCCUUCUGUGUGCAUGUUCAUGUGCUGCCGCCCUUCUCUGUGCAUGUUCAUGUGCUGCCGCCCUUCUGUGUGCAUGUUCAUGUGCUGCCGCCCUUCUGUGUGCAUGUUCAUGUGCUGCCGCCCUUCUGUGUGCAUGUUCAUGUGCUGCCGCCCUUCUGUGUGCAUGUUCAUGUGCUGCCGCCCUUCUGUGUGCAUGUUCAUGUGCUGCCGCCCUUCUGUGUGCAUGUUCAUGUGCUGCCGCCCUUCUGUGUGCAUGUUCAUGUGCUGCCGCCCUUCUGUGUGCAUGUUCAUGUGCUGCCGCCCUUCUGUGUGCAUGUUCAUGUGCUGCCGCCCUUCUGUGUGCAUGUUCAUGUGCUGCCGCCCUUCUGUGUGCAUGUUCAUGUGCUGCCGCCCUUCUGUGUGCAUGUUCAUGUGCUGCCGCCCUUCUGUGUGCAUGUUCAUGUGCUGCCGCCCUUCUGUGUGCAUGUUCAUGUGCUGCCGCCCUUCUGUGUGCAUGUUCAUGUGCUGCCGCCCUUCUGUGUGCAUGUUCAUGUGCUGCCGCCCUUCUGUGUGCAUGUUCAUGUGCUGCCGCCCUUCUGUGUGCAUGUUCAUGUGCUGCCACCCUUCUGUGUGCAUGUUCAUGUGCUGCCGCCCUUCUGUGUGCAUGUUCAUGUGCUGCCGCCCUUCUGUGUGCAUGUUCAUGUGCUGCCGCCCUUCUGUGUGCAUGUUCAUGUGCUGCCGCCCUUCUGUGUGCAUGUUCAUGUGCUGCCGCCCUUCUGUGUGCAUGUUCAUGUGCUGCCGCCCUUCUGUGUGCAUGUUCAUGUGCCGCCGCCCUUCUGUGUGCAUGUUCAUGUGCUGCCGCCCUUCUUUGUGCAUGUUCAUGUGCUGCCGCCCUUCUGUGUGCAUGUUCAUGUGCUGCCGCCCUUCUGUGUGCAUGUUCAUGUGCCGCCACCCUUCUGUGUGCAUGUUCAUGUGCCGCCGCCCUUCUGUGUGCAUGUUCAUGUGCUGCCGCCCUUCUGUGUGCAUGUUCAUGUGCUGCCGCCCUUCUGUGUGCAUGUUCAUGUGCUGCCGCCCUUCUGUGUGCAUGUUCAUGUGCUGCCGCCCUUCUGUGUGCAUGUUCAUGUGCCGCCACCCUUCUGUGUGCAUGUUCAUGUGCUGCCGCCCUUCUUUUUGCAUGUUCAUGUGCUGCCGCCCUUCUGUGUGCAUGUUCAUGUGCUGCCGCCCUUCUGUGUGCAUGUUCAUGUGCCGCCGCCCUUCUGUGUGCAUGUUCAUGUGCUGCCGCCCUUCUUUGUGCAUGUUCAUGUGCUGCCGCCCGUCUGUGUGCAUGUUCAUGUGCUGCCGCCCUUCUGUGUGCAUGUUCAUGUGCUGCCGCCCUUCUGUGUGCAUGUUCAUGUGCCGCCGCCCUUCUGUGUGCAUGUUCAUGUGCUGCCGCCCUUCUGUGUGCAUGUUCAUGUGCUGCCGCCCUUCUGUGUGCAUGUUCAUGUGCUGCCGCCCUUCUGUGUGCAUGUUCAUGUGCUGCCGCCCUUCUGUGUGCAUGUUCAUGUGCUGCCGCCCUUCUGUGUGCAUGUUCAUGUGCUGCCGCCCUUCUGUGUGCAUGUUCAUGUGCUGCCGCCCUUCUGUGUGCAUGUUCAUGUGCUGCCGCCCUUCUGUGUGCAUGUUCAUGUGCUGCCGCCCUUCUGUGUGCAUGUUCAUGUGCUGCCGCCCUUCUGUGUGCAUGUUCAUGUGCUGCUGCUCUUCUGUGUGCAUGUUCAUGUGCUGCCGCCCUUCUGUGUGCAUGUUCAUGUGCUGCCGCCCUUCUGUGUGCAUGUUCAUGUGCUGCCGCCCUUCUGUGUGCAUGUUCAUGUGCUGCCGCCCUUCUGUGUGCAUGUUCAUGUGCUGCCGCCCUUCUGUGUGCAUGUUCAUGUGCUGCCGCCCUUCUGUGUGCAUGUUCAUGUGCUGCCGCCCUUCUGUGUGCAUGUUCAUGUGCCGCCGCCCUUCUGUGUGCAUGUUCAUGUGCUGCCGCCCUUCUUUGUGCAUGUUCAUGUGCUGCCGCCCUUCUGUGUGCAUGUUCAUGUGCUGCCGCCCUUCUGUGUGCAUGUUCAUGUGCUGCCGCCCUUCUGUGUGCAUGUUCAUGUGCCGCCGCCCUUCUGUGUGCGUGUUCAUGUGCUGCCGCCCUUCUGUGUGCAUGUUCAUGUGCUGCCGCCCUUCUGUGUGCAUGUUCAUGUGCUGCCGCCCUUCUCUGUGCAUGUUCAUGUGCUGCCGCCCUUCUGUGUGCAUGUUCAUGUGCUGCCGCCCUUCUGUGUGCAUGUUCAUGUGCUGCCGCCCCUCUGUGUGCAUGUUCAUGUGCUGCCGCCCUUCUGUGUGCAUGUUCAUGUGCUGCCGCCCUUCUGUGUGCAUGUUCAUGUGCUGCCGCCCUUCUGUGUGCAUGUUCAUGUGCUGCCGCCCUUCUGUGUGCAUGUUCAUGUGCUGCCGCCCUUCUGUGUGCAUGUUCAUGUGCUGCCGCCCUUCUGUGUGCAUGUUCAUGUGCUGCCGCCCUUCUGUGUGCAUGUUCAUGUGCUGCCGCCCUUCUGUGUGCAUGUUCAUGUGCUGCCGCCCUUCUGUGUGCAUGUUCAUGUGCUGCCGCCCUUCUGUGUGCAUGUUCAUGUGCUGCCGCCCUUCUGUGUGCAUGUUCAUGUGCUGCCGCCCUUCUGUGUGCAUGUUCAUGUGCUGCCGCCCUUCUGUGUGCAUGUUCAUGUGCUGCCGCCCUUCUGUGUGCAUGUUCAUGUGCUGCCACCCUUCUGUGUGCAUGUUCAUGUGCUGCCGCCCUUCUGUGUGCAUGUUCAUGUGCUGCCGCCCUUCUGUGUGCAUGUUCAUGUGCUGCCGCCCUUCUUUGUGCAUGUUCAUGUGCUGCCGCCCUUCUGUGUGCAUGUUCAUGUGCUGCCGCCCUUCUGUGUGCAUGUUCAUGUGCUGCUGCUCUUCUGUGUGCAUGUUCAUGUGCUGCCGCCCUUCUGCGUGCAUGUUCAUGUGCUGCCGCCCUUCUGUGUGCAUGUUCAUGUGCUGCCGCCCUUCUGUGUGCAUGUUCAUGUGCUGCCGCCCUUCUGUGUGCAUGUUCAUGUGCUGCCGCCCUUCUGUGUGCAUGUUCAUGUGUUGCCGCCCUUCUGUGUGCAUGUUCAUGUGCUGCCGCCCUUCUGUGUGCAUGUUCAUGUGCUGCCGCCCUUCUGUGUGCAUGUUCAUGUGCUGCCGCCCUUCUGUGUGCAUGUUCAUGUGCUGCCGCCCUUCUGUGUGCAUGUUCAUGUGCCGCCGCCCUUCUGUGUGCAUGUUCAUGUGCUGUCGCCCUUCUGUGUGCAUGUUCAUGUGCUGCCGCCCUUCUGUAUGCAUGUUCAUGUGCCGCCGCCCUUCUGUGUGCAUGUUCAUGUGCUGCCGCCCUUCUGUGUGCAUGUUCAUGUGCUGCCGCCCUUCUGUGUGCAUGUUCAUGUGCUGCCGCCCUUCUGUGUGCAUGUUCAUGUGCUGCCGCCCUUCUGUGUGCAUGUUCAUGUGCUGCCGCCCUUCUGUGUGCAUGUUCAUGUGCUGCCGCCCUUCUGUGUGCAUGUUCAUGUGCUGCCGCCCUUCUGUGUGCAUGUUCAUGUGCUGCCGCCCUUCUGUGUGCAUGUUCAUGUGCUGCCGCCCUUCUGUGUGCAUGUUCAUGUGCUGCCGCCCUUCAUCAUUUGGCCUUCUUCCCGGCCUUUCUGCUCGUCACCACAACGCAAGUGCUUGGAUACGGGUGGGCGGGCAUGUUCAGACGGUACCUCGUGGUGAGAUUGGCGGGCCUGGGAGCCACAUGUGGUGACCCUCCGUCUAUAUCACUCACUACCAACGCCCCUCCUCCUCCCCCCUCCUCUCCUCUCCCUGUUUUCCACCCGCCCUUGCCCCUCCUCUCCCCCCAUUGCCCCCCAUCGGCCCCACUGCCCCUCAUCAAGAGCCAGCCCACAUGUGGUGGCCCACACACCUGGUCUACAUCUGUCAUUACCGAACCCUCCUCCCCACUCUUCCCCCCUCCUCCCCUCUUCCUACUCCCCACUCCUUUCCCCUCCUCCCCUUUCCCUGCUUCCCACCCUCCCUUGCCCGUCCCGUCUGUCCCCAAACCGUCCCCCACUGCCGCUCAUCAGGAGCCGGCGCACAUGUGGUGGCCACCAGACCUCGUCUACGUCUCCCAUUACUCAUGCCCUCUCUCUCCCCUGCUUCCCACCCUCCCCUCUCCUCCCUGCUUCCGACCCUCCCCUCUCCCCCCUGCUUCCCACCCUCCCCUCUGCCCCCUGCUUCCCACCCUCCCCUCUCCCCCCUGCUCCCCACCCUCCCCUCUCCCCCCUGCUUCCCACCCUCCCCUCUCCCCCCUGCUUCCCACCCUCCCCUCUCCCCCCUGCUUCCCACCCUCCCCUCUCCCCCCUGCUUCACACCCUCCCCUCUCCCCCCUGCUCCCCACCCUCCCCUCUCCCCCCUGCUUCCCACCCUCCCCUCUCCCCCCUGCUCCCCACCCUCCCCUCUCCCCCCUGCUUCCCACCCUCCCCUCUCCCCCCUGCUUCCCACCCUCCCCUCUCCCCCCUGCUUCCCACCCUCCCCUCUGCCCCCUGCUUCCCACCCUCCCCUCUCCCCCCUGCUUCCCACCCUCCCCUCUCGCCCCUGCUUCCCACCCUCCCCUCUCCCCCCUGCUUCCCACCCUCCCCUCUCGCCCCUGCUUCCCACCCUCCCCUCUCCCCCCUGCUUCCCACCCUCCCCUCUCGCCCCUGCUUCCCACCCUCCCCUCUCCCCCCUGCUUCCCACCCUCCCCUCUCGCCCCUGCUUCCCACCCUCCCCUCUCCCCCCCUCCCCUCUCGUCCCUGCUUCCCACCCUCCCCUCUCCCCCCCUCCCCUCUCCCCCCUGCUUCCCACCCUCCCCUCUUCCCCCUCUUAACUCAUCAUCCUCAUGA